Molecule: messenger RNA, 732 nt
Organism: Brassica oleracea var. oleracea
Lineage: Eukaryota; Viridiplantae; Streptophyta; Magnoliopsida; Brassicales; Brassicaceae
Product: receptor-like protein 12
Exons: 1
Coding region: 1-732 (243 amino acids)
Molecular function (GO): protein binding
Source: RefSeq, a predicted model, not a curated record
AUGUUUGACAUAUCGCGUAACAAUUUCACCGGAAGCCUACCACAUGAUUACUUUGUCAACUGGAGUACACCCUUGCUGAGUACUCCUCAAAAGGUAAGCCAGCCAUUGUACAUGGGAGAUCCUUUCAUGUAUGAUUAUUACCCUUCCAUGUAUUUGAGAAACAAAGGAAUAAACAUGGAGCUGGAAAAGAUCUUUCUGGCCUACACAUCAAUAGAUGUCUCUAAAAACAAACUGGGAGGACAGAUUCCAGAAUCCAUAGGCCUUUUGAAGUCGCUUAUUGUGCUCAACCUAUCCAACAAUGAUUUCACUGGUCAUAUUCCUUCCUCUUGGGCUAAUCUCACGAGCCUCCAGUCAUUAGACCUAUCUCGGAACCAACUUUCUGGAAAUAUCCCCAAGGAGCUAGCAACCUUAUCGUUCUUGGCGUACAUUAACGUUUCACAUAACAAACUCACGGGCCAGAUACCACAGAGCACACAGUUGGGAGGACAGCCUAAAUCCUCUUUUGAAGGGAAUCUCAAUCUCUGUGGGCGUCCUCUUCUAGAGAGUUGCUUCCAGGACAAGGUACCAUCAACACCUGAGGCACAAGAGCCGGAACCUUCAAAGCAAGAACAAGUGUUCAACUGGAAAGCAGCGGCAAUGGGAUAUGGGCCCGGAGUCUUGUUUGGCCUGGCGAUUGGACAAGUCCUUUAUUCGUAUAAACCCGUGUUGUUCUUCAAGUUGUUUCGCCUUUGA